AGAAUUCUCUCCGCACGGAAUGCGAAACUUUUUCCAGGCCAACUCUGUGUCGGUGAGGAUUUUGGUAAAGCAACUGAAAGACCAAUGGCAACCAUGUGGAUUAUAGACCAGGUCAGAGAACAGACAUUAUUCCUUGCAUAUCGAAUUAGAGCCGUGGAUUGUCGUGAACAUUCCUCUGCAAGACUAGCGGCUGGGGGGAACAAUCAACCAUAUCGGCUGAAGUCCGUAGGUGUCGAACCGAAGCUAAGCAGGCUACAGCAGGGCCGUCCCCUCAUGUCGCCGAGCUAGAACCUCUUAGCCGCGUGUGCAGGUGCAUAGACUUUCUUUGCCCCGACAAAGUACCACUACUUUGACCAUUGACUUAGUAUCCAUAGUGGCUGA
Messenger RNA from Aspergillus neoniger CBS 115656, 381 nucleotides. RefSeq lists its product as uncharacterized. The coding region runs from base 94 to 288 and encodes 64 amino acids. The record is from RefSeq and is a predicted model, not a curated record. The transcript has a single exon. Lineage: Eukaryota; Fungi; Ascomycota; Eurotiomycetes; Eurotiales; Aspergillaceae.